UGAUUUCCCAUCCCACUUUCACUUUGAUAAAGACAAAUAUCUAGAGGAGGAAGUUUUCAUAGGAUUUGGAAUGGAGGUUAAUAAAUUACUCCAACAACUUGUGUCUAACACAAAGAAACAACUUGAAGUGAUCUCCAUUGUAGGAAUGGCUGGACUUGGUAAGACUACUUUAGCUAAAAGACUUUACAAUGAUCCUUAUGUAGUAUCUUACUUUUAUGUUCAAGCAUGGGCCACUUGUUCUCAAGUUUAUCAUAAGAGGGAUCUUUUGCUUUCCAUUUUAAGGUCAGUGACUAAAAUCGCGGAUUAUGUUUGCAAAAAGAAUGAAAAUAUGUUAGCCCAUGACUUGUAUUGUGCAUUAAAAGGUCGGAGAUACCUUAUUGUAAUUGAUGAUUUAUGGAGCAAUAAGGCAUGGGAUGAUCUUAAGAGAUGUUUCCCGGAUGACAACAAUGGGAGUAAAAUUAUGCUGACCACCCGGCUCAAGGACGUUGCUUUGCAUGCACAAUCUAAAGGGAGUCCACUUUCUUUGCGUUUUCUAACAGAAGAAGAAAGUCUUGAUUUAUUCAAGCAGAAAGCCUGCAUAACCGGACCAUUUUUUGAGUAUUUGAAUUUGACUGGAAAAAGUAUUACAAGAAAAUGUCGUGGUUUGCCUCUUGCAGUUGUUGUAAUAGCUGGAAUACUUAAAAACAAUUUGGAGAUGGACUGGUGGGCACAGGUAGAGAAAAGCAUAAGUUCAUACAUUGUAUCGCAUGAAAAUCAGUACAUGAAUACACUAGCAUUAAGUUAUAACUACCUUCCUCAACAUUUGAGACCUUGUCUUCUCACAUUUGGAGCAUUCCCAGAAGAUCAUGAAAUCCCAGUACACAAGUUAAUUUGGAUAUGGAUUGGAGAGGGAUUCAUACAUCAGAAUGGCACAAAAAAGAUCUUAGAGGAUAUUGCAGAGGAUUACUUGACAGAUCUUAUGUGGAGAAGUCUAGUUGUUGUAGGGAAGAAAGGGUCUAACGGAGCAAUCAAAACAUGUCGUAUUCAUGACCUGUUGCGUGAUUUGUGCUUAAAAAAAGCAGAGGAAGAUCAUUUUCCGCCAAAUAUUUACAGGUACAACAAACAUUGUUAUUCAUGUCCUCAUUCUUCAACAAAUCUUUCAUCAGACUGUACUUGCUUAUCUUCUAAAGUUUCCCAAUCAUUUUCCAAGGACCUAUCAAUGAUAUGUGAUACCUCCAAACAUAUCCGAUCUUUGGAUAUAUCAUCCAUCGAAUUAUUUGUAUUCCCAAGCGAAGUAUUGCAACUAGUACACUUGAGGUACCUGGAACUUCGGUUUAGGUCUGGUAAUCCUCCGGAAUCUAUAUCUUGCCUUAGAGAACUCCAGACACUUAUCAUGUCAUCCAGGAUGAAUAUGGUUGUUCCAAAUAAUAUGUGGAAGAUAAUAAACUUGAGGCAUCUUUGCAUUAAGUCAGGAGAAAACCUUGUGAAAUCCUCUGAUGUUGAAGAAGAACCCAGCUUAUUGGAAAACUUGCAGACCAUGUCACUAGUGAGUCCUACUAGGCCAUUUCAACACAUCUUAGCCAGGACUCCAAAUUUAAAGAAGCUAGGUCUUUGUGGACAAUUGACAACAAAUAGUGGGGAUUUACAAUUUCCUGAUCUUGGCCUUCUAAUGCACCUCAAAGCAUUAAAGUUGCUAAACACAAUUCCUUUGUGCAAAGCCGGAAGACUGAGCGACUCAAUCAUAUUCCCCAAAAGUCUUACAAGUCUUUCCCUCUCAAAUACUUAUCUGGAUUGGAGUGAAGCUUGGGCCUUUGAAAUGAUACCUAACCUUGAAGUCCUCAAGUUGAAAUUUCAUGCCUUUGUCGGUAAAGACUGGGAAACAAGUUUGGGAGCAUUCCCUCGUCUUAAAUUUCUGAAACUUGAUGAACUGGAUAUCGUGACUUGGACAGCUUCACGUGAUCACUUUCCAGUUCUUCAGUGCUUACAGGUGCACCGAUGCUCUAAUCUGCUUAUGAUUCCAGAAGACUUUGGUAAUAUAUGCACACUUGAGUGGAUUGAGUUUAGUGAGUGUAGUGAUGAUGCAGCAAAUUCUGCAACUUACAUGCAGAAGGAGCAAGAGAAAAAUGGUAACGAUUUUCUUAAGAUCCUUCACAACCCUGGAGAAACUUCCAGCUACACAAACACAGAAUACAGCAGUUUGUUGAUCAGGCGAUCUUGUAAAGUUCUAGCACUAUGUCUGUACUCUAUGUUAUCCCCUUUUGAACUUGACAAUACAGAAAAUAUGGGAGAAGAGAACAACAAUCACAACAACUAUGACAACGGGAACAACAACGAAGAAGAGAAUGUAUUUGAUUUACUAGCUCAGACUCCAUCCGGACUUGUGAUCAGCUACUGA
This is a messenger RNA of Daucus carota subsp. sativus, 2374 nucleotides long. Its product is annotated as putative late blight resistance protein homolog R1B-16. The record is from RefSeq and is a predicted model, not a curated record. Gene Ontology annotation, molecular function: ADP binding. NCBI's taxonomy places the organism in Eukaryota, Viridiplantae, Streptophyta, Magnoliopsida, Apiales, Apiaceae. The transcript is spliced from 3 exons. Gene Ontology annotation, biological process: defense response to other organism. Bases 71 to 2374 code for a protein of 767 amino acids.